Messenger RNA from Neltuma alba, 765 nucleotides. Its product is annotated as pentatricopeptide repeat-containing protein At1g63400-like. Gene Ontology annotation, molecular function: protein binding. Lineage: Eukaryota; Viridiplantae; Streptophyta; Magnoliopsida; Fabales; Fabaceae. The transcript has a single exon. The record is from RefSeq and is a predicted model, not a curated record. Bases 1 to 765 code for a protein of 254 amino acids.
AUGGUGAAGAGUGAUCGGAGACCUAAUGUUGUUACAUAUAAUGCUUUGAUGGAUGGACAUUUUUUGACCAAUAAUAUCAUUGAGGCUAAGGAAGUUUUUAAUAAGAUGAUUGAAAAUGGUUUGGCACCUGACAUUGUUAGUUAUAGCAUUUUGAUCAACGCAUGCUUUAAGAUGAAAAUGGUGGAUGAAGCGAUGGAUCUUUUUAAGGAACUGGAUUCCAGAAAUUUGGUUCCUAGCGUUGUAACUUAUAAUUCUGUUAUUGAUGGGUUGCUCAAAUCACGAAGAAUCUCAUGCGCACAGUAUAUUAUCUAUGAGAUGCAUGAUAGGGGCCUUCGCCCUAACGUAAGCACGUAUAACAUCUUGUUACAUGCAUUUUGCAAAACGGGACAUAUUGACAAGGCAAUUACAUUAUUUAGGCAAAUUGUCAAUCAAGGAUUUCGGCCUGAUGUGAAGACCUACACUAUACUUAUUGAUGGUUUGUGCAAAGGUGAUAGAUUAAAUGAUGCAUGGGACGCUUUUCAGCACCUCUUGGCUAAAGGUUAUCAACUAAAUGUGCGUACCUAUGCUGCUAUGGUUCAUGGACUUUGCAAAGAGGGUUUUCUUGAUGAAGCCGUGGCCUUGCUUGAUAGAAUGGAAGAGAACAAUUGCCUCCCUGAUUCCAUAACUCUCAACAUUGUUAUUCCAUAUCUUCUUGAAAACAAUGAGAAUGACAAGGCAGAUAAGGUUCUCAGUAGAAUGAUUGAUGGAGGCGUGCUGAAGAAAUAA